Messenger RNA from Alnus glutinosa, 862 nucleotides. RefSeq names its product transcription factor PRE6. Bases 355 to 636 code for a protein of 93 amino acids. NCBI's taxonomy places the organism in Eukaryota, Viridiplantae, Streptophyta, Magnoliopsida, Fagales, Betulaceae. Gene Ontology annotation, molecular function: protein dimerization activity. The transcript is spliced from 2 exons. Gene Ontology annotation, biological process: regulation of DNA-templated transcription; regulation of growth. The record is from RefSeq and is a predicted model, not a curated record.
CAAUGAGAAAAGACAGUAUGGCGUAUCUCUCUCUACUCGCCUUCUGGAUCCACUCGAUCGAUAUUUCACUCUCUCUCUCUCUGCGCGCGCGCGCGCAACCCUAUUUAACAACAAGCAUAGCCCCCUUCUUUCUCCCAUGCACCUGUCCUCUUCACCCCCAACACCACUUUAGUUUUGUUCAUGGCUCCCUUAUCUCUCUCUGUCCAUAACUUGUCUCAAACACUUCUCUUUUCCCUCCUAUUUUAACUCCCCUCUCUAUCUCUCUCCCCUCCAUUCCCCCCCGCCCCCCAUCUUUCAGAUAACUUAGUUUUCUAACUUCCCUGACAAAUCCCCCUCCCCCCCCAUCUUUCAACAAUGUCUAGCAGAAGAUCCCGUUCCAGCCAGUCAGGUUCUUCCAGGAAUAUUACUGAUGACCAGAUCACCGAUCUUGUUUCCAAGUUACAACAACUUAUCCCUGAGAUCCGCAAUAGGCGCUCCGACAAGGUAUCUGCUUCCAAGGUGUUGCAGGAGACUUGCAACUAUAUAAGAAACUUACACAGAGAGGUGGAUGACCUAAGCGACCGUUUGUCCGACCUUUUGGCUACAACAGACGCGGAUAGCGCACAAGCGGCCAUAAUCAGGAGUUUACUUAUGUAAUAGAGAGCGUUAUCUUUGUCUCCUUGUUCCUACCCCUUCUACUAUCUAGCUAUAUAUAGGGAUUGGUCACUAGGCGAGGACAAAAGGGUGUACAUGGGCUCCAUGGUAUCCCUUCAUUUUCAGAAGACAUGUAGUAGCUAGUAACUAAUUACUUUUAUAUAAAUAAAAAGACUUCUGGGGCUUCUCAAUCUUGAUCGAGUUUCCCUGAAGCUUUUGUAUCUACAAA